AUGACUUCAACGUCGGAAAUACCAGCGGAAAUACUUGCUGGAGUGAAGCAAGCGCUGGGUAAAAACUAUGAACAUGGCCCGAUUAAACUAGUCAAGAUGAAUAAAGGCACUGAGCAGGAGGACAGAGUUUUGAACCAACUCAACCAAGCACUCACUCAAUACAGAACCUAUGUGCUACUCUGUGCAGCAAGGACAAGGGUGGAGUUUAAAUUCAAUCACCUUCAGAUUGAUUCAUUGGAGAGCAAUAAACCACUCAAGCUGAAGUUUGGUUUUCCAAAGGAGAGAGACCGAGACAAAUCUCUGAGCUUUACCAUGAAGUCUAUCAACGACACUCUCGAUGUCAUAGAAUUCAUUCUCAAAUCUCUGCAAAGAGUCUUCCCUCUCAUAAGCAUGGAUAAACUGAUCAGAGAGAUGAACAUGGAGCCACCGGAGCGUCAAAGUCACAUCGAGGCGCGGCUCAAUCGUUCAUCGAUGGUGGAGCAGGGACCGUGCGGAGGUUUUAGUCACAUGUAUAGGUUUAUGUGUGAUUAUUUUGAUUUGCCUUAUCUUGCUGAAGUUGCCUGGGAUGUGGAUACUAUAUAUCUCUCUCAAGAUUGUAAAGAGUUGAGGAUUAAUGACUUUGAUGAUCUAGAACCAAAACACAUGUUGCCUAUCAUAGCAGUACUAAACUACAACACCUGGUUUACACAUCUCACAGUUGUCAACUACAAACUGACCUCUGAAGCCUUGAAGGAGAUCCCUAAGGUUAUCCGCUCAUCACAUACUCUUGAAAGUCUUACUCUAGAUGGGGUUGGGUUGAAAUGGGAUUUCUUGCAAGAGAUGAGCAUCUCUCUGACGGCGAACAGCCAGUCCAACCUCCGUAGUAUCAACCUCUCCAACAAUCCCGUCGAUGAUAGGGGGAUACGUCAUCUAUGUGGCCCUCUGCAGAAGAUGACCCAUGGUCUGGUGGAACUUAGACUGGUCAAGACUGGCAUGACAGCAGAAGGUGCAUCUCAUCUUGGGAAGGCUCUUGGAGAAAACAACUUCAUUCCUACAACUCUAAAGGUCUUGGAUCUAUCAGGAAAUGCAUUCAAGGAUGCUCAGCAUGGGCUUCAGAACAUUAUUGGCAACAUCUCCCGCAAUGCCAAACCGUGGCCAGAUCCCUCCAUACACAACCUGUACAACUUCCUGUACCAGUCCAAUGCCAUCACCCACCUGAACCUAGCCGACACGGAUUGUUCUCUGAAUCACAUCUUUGAAGCCCUUCACAAAGGAUGCUUCCUCAGCCUUGUUCAUCUUAACCUGUCAGGAACAUUUGCUCACAGCAAACAUCAUUCAGUAGUGCCAAGACAAGUGAAGAACUUCUUCACCGCAGCUAAAAGCCUCAAGACUAUAAACCUCUCCAGGAAUAGAUGCCCUCCAACACUAGUCAAAGAGAUCUUAGAAACCAUUGGUUUCAAUAAGGACUUGAAUAGACUGGAGAUUGAUCUGAGCAGUAAUGAGCUUGGUCAAGAAGGGGCAGAUGCCGUCAGCAGCUGUAUCUCGAUGCUCAACAAUGUCACAACACUCAAUCUCCGUGAUAACGGCUUCAACGUUGCCAUGGUAUCAUUGGUUGCCUGGAUGGGACAGAACCAUUCCUUAGAGUGUGUUGACCUCAGUCAAAACAUGAGUCCCAGCAGCAAGAAAGCCGAUAGAGAGAAGGUAGUUGUUGCUCUGGAAGAAAUGAUCCAAAACCCAGACCUGCCUCUGCACACCAUCCUCCUAGCUGGCAACAGGUUCCGUCUGGAGACGCAGCAAUUGAUCAAUGCUUUAGGCAGUAACACCACUCUGCUCUCAGUUGAUCUCAGUGGCAAUGAAAUGAAAGACAUUGGGGCACGACUGCUUGCCAAAGCCCUCCAGAUCAACAACAAGCUCCAGACAGUGGUCAUUGACAACAACAACAUUGGCCUUCAAGGUUUCCAGGACCUUGCUCAAGCCUUGGAGAGGAACUACACCUUGAAGAGGAUGCCGAUCCCGACCACGGAUAUGAUGGCAGUGAUGCAGAAGAAUCACGAGAAGCAUGAGAAGACGGAAGCAGCCAUCCAGAAGAUCCAGGAAUGUCUUCAGAGGAACCACAGUCCAAGGAAAUUCUCCAACAAACAGGCAUUCCUCCUACAACGGGGCUUCCUCUAUACGACAGCUCACCAGAUGGUUGACAAGUUGGUUGUCCACAUAGAAGACAUGGCUACAGAACUCACCCAGAAAUCAGAUGCAGAACUGCAAGAGAAGAUCAGCACAGCCAGAGGUCUCAUCGAUGAUGCCAACAACUCUAAAAAGAUAUAUGAUGUUCUUCAGCACGUAGUUGGACGAUCAGAUGACGAGGAUUUGACUGAGAAACUAAGAGAGAUUGCUUGCCAUAUAGAAUCAGAAAUGGAAGCGCGCCUAGAGGUAAGAUGGAUGUGUGCAUUGUAUGAAAAUAUAUAUUUGAAUUGCCAUUUAAUUUUCAAAGUCUUUACUACAUUAUUGUUUCUGUGCAUACUAGAUUCAGCCACUGUUCCAUGUAUUGCCGUACACAUUCUCCCCUCCCUGGGUAGUAUGCAUCUAGUUGCCUAAGCACACACAUUCCCAGCAAACAAAUUAAAUUUUGGAAGUUCCCAUUGAUCUUGCCUUCUUGAAAUUCUGGUCUUAUCCCUUUAACUUCUUACAAUGUCAUCAUUUUUCCUGUGACUGAAUUCUCAGUUCCACAUAUUAGAUUUCAUGUUCUCCACUCCCUGGGGAGCAUUCCUAUAAAUUGUCUUUGCAUGCACAUUUUCGUUGACACAUAGGAAGCUCCUAUUUGUUAAGCUGUGAAUGAGAACAUGAUUCAGAUUCUGUUCCAUAAUAGCAUUGCAAAUUCUCUACUCCCUUGGGAGUAUUUGUUACCCGUUGCCUAUACAUACAUAUCUUGUAUAUGGUAGACACAAGUCCAUUCGUGUGAGCCUCUCUUGAGCCUGCUGUGAAUGAGAGUCUGAUUCAGUUGCAGUUCCAUAUAUAUGGCAUUGCCAAUUCUCCACUCCUUGGGGAGUAUUUUUAACCCAUUGUCUCUGCAUGCAAAUCUUGUUGACACAAAGCUGUUCUGCUGUGAAUGACAGCAAGAUAUUCUGGUGUGCCCCCCUCUAUGUGUGACUCAUUGGCAUGAUUAGUAAGACUGUAUGAGUAGAUGUGUACUGUGUAGAAAGCUCACAGUCGUUUCUGUUCCCUGUACUUGCAUGUUGUGUUUGGAUUCUUAAGAAGGAUUUACUCCAUAAAGUAAGUUUUACUGUUUUUUUGUUUCUUAUUUAUUUUUGACAAUUCAUUUUGAUUUAAAUGUUCUCUGCAAAGGUUCAUUGCUUUGCAGUUGAUAACUUGCUUCACUGGUUUACAAUCAGUUGAGUAAAAUAUUCUAUUUUGAAUGAUAACUAAUUGUUUAGAUCCGUUUAGUGUUAGUUGUAAUUCCAUUUUGUUUCACUCCUAGAAAAUGAUUGCUUGCAUUUCAUGCUGUUCUGUGUGUUAUUUCUUUUAGGUUUAGCUACAUUGUGACGAGUGUUGUUAAUGAUUUUUUUGUAGUUUUCAUUGAAUUACUUUUAUUUUGAAAAAAAGUUGUUGCAUUGCAGCAUUGCAUUCUUCUUUUUUUCAUACUUCCAAGAAAGCAAUUUUUUGCAUGAUUCAAGUUUUAAACUGAAAUGAGUAGAAUUUGUUGUUUUCAGUGUAGAUCCAAACACAAAGCUUUUAAAAACACAUGUGCACUGCAAACUUAGAGCUAAUGCGCAACACUUCUAUAUUGAACAUUGUUAGCUCAAGUCCUGAAUAGUUCCCGCUCCUUUAUCCAGACUUUUGAUCAUGUAGUCUUACAACAUAUACUCAAGAUAAUGAUAUCAUAUUAGUCAAAUUUUCAACAUUCACAUCACAUUUAGUAAUGAGCAAAAUAAUCAGAUUGUGUCUGAAUAUUCAUUUCCUACUGAAAUUCAAAUGGCCAACAUGUAUACAGGUAAUUUACACCAAAUGUGUGUGUGUGAAAGAAAUAAACCCUUUUGGCAGAUUUUUAGUGUGUUUGUUCAGAGAAAAUCAGUAUUUCAUUUUCUGAUGUGAGCAGAUAUCAAUGAACAGUAAUGCAAAUUGAAGGUGUGAAAAUCUACACUUGCUCUUUAAAUCACUUUGAUAAAAGGGAACUUCUGUUGGACAGGCCCAUCCAACAUUGAAUAGUCAGAUUGCAAAAGAGAUUUGUUUUUUAAUGGAAAUAGUAGAGGUGAUUAUAGCAUGACAAAUUUUCGAUCGAAUGUCAUAUUUUAAUUCAUAGAAAAUGUCCAUGAACUUUAUUGCCUCAUCAUAUUAGAUACUUGUAUGUUUACGUUCAGCACCUGCUGUGCACAAUGGUUAGGUCCAUGUAAAAUAGAGAGAGAGAGAGAGAGAGAGCGAGAUGAGUGUGUUUGAGAUUGACAUGCCUUGAUACGUGGUUUAAUUAAAACAGGAAGUAUCGGAGAGGUGGAAUGAGUAAUGGUGUGAUAGAUCAGAAGGAAUUCACCUCAAGACAGCCCCCAGACUUUGGGGAAUUAUCUUUAAAGGGAUAGAAUACCCAGAGGAUUCUUCCCUUUUUUAACGAUUUUGUACACAUAGCCUCUAGAUCCGCGGAUGAGAUGUGCCACAGUGAUGUUGAAUGUAUUCCGUUAAAAAAAAUCCUAGUGUUUAAAGGGAUGGUCUAGGCUGAAAAUCUAUCUAAAUAAAUAAGAGUAAAAUUCACAGAGCAAAAUGCUGAAAAUUUCAUCAAAAUCGGAUAAGAAAUAACAAAGUUAUUGAAUUUUAAAGUUUAUUUAAUAUUUUGUGAAAACAAUUACAUGCACAUCAUCAUGAAUAUUCAUUAGGUGGGCUGAUGAUGUCAUAUCCUCACUUUCCUUUUUGUUAUGUUAUUACAUGAAAUCAUAAUUGUUUCAUUUUUUCAUACAUGUGUUAACAAAUUUCAUCAACAAAUGUUGAUGAAAUUCUUACCCGAAAGGCUUUGUCUGCAAGCAAUGAACAGGGUUGCAUCAAUCAUGUAAAGUGAACACAUGGGAGAUUGACUAAUUAAGCUAUUUCACACAUUUUCCAUUGAUCCCAGCCCUCACUGUAUAUGCGGGGUAAGUCUCCAACAGAAACAAAAUGUGCAAAAUCUGAUGGAGAAACAAGAAAGUGAUAAAGUGAUGAUUUGGUUAAUUGAAUUAAUUUCUGCACUGUUUCAUGAAACCCUGGCAUUGCUUAAUCUAGACUGCAUGUGAAUAGUUUAUAUUCCCUUUUGUUUCUAAUUUAACUUGAUAUAAUGGUGUGAUGAGCUCAUUUUCCAUAUAAAUCAGAAGUAAUGUAAGUAAAUAUUUUAACUGUUUCGACAUGUUAAUGAAGAAUCCUGAAUUACUAUCAUGAAAAAUAAACUGAUUCAACUCAUGGAGCAAUAAAUUAGUGAGUCUGGAAAUUGAAUAGAUUAAGAUAAAAUACAUGUCAUUAUUUGUGACCUAUAACCUUUGAACUAGUGUGUUGACUCUCUAUCAUCUAUGAGACAUUGGUUGUUGACCUGACCUCCAUUGUGAGUAUCUGCACAGCUGGACACUAUUUUUAUGCUUACUGUCAUAUAUGAUACAUUACGGAGCAUUGACAUGUUGACUUGGGUGCAAGGUCAGAAAUCUAUACAAAUUUAGUCAAAGACCCACUGGUGUGUUGUUGGAGCCUUUUUCUGAAAGAAUCAAGUAUAUUUAGGACAUUUUGUUGAUAUUCUGUAACUGGUUUUUUUUUAUAAUCUAUUGUUGCCAAUUAAGAAUUUUAAUCAGUCUACACAUACAUGUAUCUUACCUACUUUAAUGUUUCUAUUUUUACUCUUUUUUUUGGUUUGCUUUCCAAAUGUAUUGGGAGUAUGAUUUACUGUCAAUAACUGGGAUAUAUUCAUUUGAUUUGCUAGUUCAUUACGAUUAACUUGCAUGCCGAAUAAAAGUACACAAUUUUUCCUGGUCGUGCGCAGCAUUUCCCUACGCACGCACUAUCCCAAGAUCAUCACGCAAAUUGGCGUCCAUUUCCUCUUUUACUUUCGCCUGACGCCGUGAUCAGACGUUUGCUAAGUACACUCCCAUUUUGCAUUAUAAAGUGUCCUUUUUGGCAUAUUUAUCUUUGCAUUUAUUCCUUAUUUCAAUCCUUUGCCUUUCGGCUUUAGAUUGAUUUCCUUUUAUAUCUCUCUGCGGAGCCUUCGUGUUAUUAUAACACGUUUUCUUCAAAUAAACAUUGUGAGUUCCGAACCGUCAGAUUCGUUUUCUCACAGACGGGUUGCCUCCGCUUCCCUUCCCCGCAGCUCCGCGCGCUCCUGCGUGCCGCGGGCAUUGGUCCAACGCUUCCUUUUUCUUUAUAAUUCUUGACUUGCUCCUUUUACCUCGUCUUGAAUUUAAUUGAUUUUAUUCCCCUCUCCUCAGCUUAGGCUAUGUUGGACAGUUAGGAGCGUCGUCCUUUGUUUGUUUUCAAACUUGUUUUCAACUUUAAUUGUUGUUCAUGUUUUGAGUUGGUUGAUUGUUCGUUUUGUGUUUCAAUCAAUCUUUUGUUCUUUGAUUAAUUAAUUGUUUAAUUAUUAAUUAAUUUUGAUAAAAUUUUUUUGUAUUGAAAUUUUUUUUAUAGACUUAUUGUCUUAAAAAAAAAAAUUCUCUUAAAUUUUUAGGAAAGCCCUCCUCUUCUUUUAAUUAGCGUUCUUUGUUUUCGCUAAUUAGUUUUCGGCUUUCCAAUUUAAGGAAAGUAAGUUUUUUACUUCUUCCUUUCAGAUCAGCUCCUACAUGUAUUACUUGUUGUCUUUUUCGACU
Messenger RNA from Lytechinus pictus (painted urchin), 6776 nucleotides. RefSeq names its product F-actin-uncapping protein LRRC16A-like. Gene Ontology annotation, cellular component: plasma membrane; lamellipodium. The record is from RefSeq and is a predicted model, not a curated record. Lineage: Eukaryota; Metazoa; Echinodermata; Echinoidea; Temnopleuroida; Toxopneustidae. The transcript has 23 exons. The coding region runs from base 1 to 2571 and encodes 856 amino acids. Gene Ontology annotation, molecular function: protein binding. Gene Ontology annotation, biological process: cell migration; regulation of Arp2/3 complex-mediated actin nucleation.